Messenger RNA from Fundulus heteroclitus (mummichog), 1027 nucleotides. Its product is annotated as serine/threonine-protein kinase pim-3-like. Gene Ontology annotation, cellular component: cytoplasm. Bases 82 to 813 code for a protein of 243 amino acids. The record is from RefSeq and is a predicted model, not a curated record. The transcript has 7 exons. Gene Ontology annotation, molecular function: protein serine/threonine kinase activity; ATP binding. NCBI's taxonomy places the organism in Eukaryota, Metazoa, Chordata, Actinopteri, Cyprinodontiformes, Fundulidae. Gene Ontology annotation, biological process: regulation of mitotic cell cycle; negative regulation of apoptotic process; protein autophosphorylation.
AGCAGCAGCGAGUCAAAGGAAGAGUUGGUGCAGAAUAGGUCGAGGAAGAGGAAGGCCACUGCUAAUGCAGAGCCCUCCAAGAUGGGACAGAGAGUCUCUGAGCCAGAACAUGGCACCAACAGCUCAUUCAGCGACCUUCGCACAAGCAAAUAUGAAUUUGAAAGAAAGUACAAGCAGCUUGGCUUGAUUGGACGAGGGGGCUUCGGCUCUGUCUAUGCUGGCCUGCGCCUGGCAGAUUCUUUACCGGUGGCCAUCAAGUAUGCUAACAGUCGGAGAGUGCAAAGGGAAUUAAAAGCGGGCUGUGUCCCCCUGGAGGUGGUCCUCAUGCAGAGGUCUGGAGGUGGGCCAGAAUCAGUUGGGAAGUUUGCCGCCGUCACCCUUCUAGACUGGUACUGCGUGGAUCAAAAGCUGGUCCUUGUUAUGGAAAGACCACAGACCUCCUUGGAUCUUGCAGCGUACGUCCAUUUACGAGGAGGCCGUCUGCAGGAAGAUGAGGCCAGGGUUCUUAUGAACCAGUUGGUGGACGCCUCCAUGGAAAUGCACAGCAAAGGUACUCUUCCUUAUGCCCCCCCAGAGUGGUUCAGAUAUGAAAAAUACAAGCCUGUUCCCACAACAGUUUGGCAGUUGGGGGUAAUGCUUUACUGCAUGCUGCACAAGCUUUCCUUUGACACCAGGAGUUUCACACAUGGCUGCAUUAAAUUCAGCAGCGACCUCUCCCAAGCGUGCCUCGAGUUCCUCCAUCUGUGUUUGGAGGUGAAGUCUAGGAAACGUGCCACCCUGGAGCAGCUCCGUGCUCAUGCCUGGCUCAACUGAUUGAAUCCCGUCCCUCAGGGGUCCGCGUUGCUUUUGUUCUUGCUGGCCCCUGUCACUGCAUCCUCCGCCCUGUUGCAAAGACCUCUGUGAAGAACUCCGUCACACGCGCACGUCAGAUGAAACUGACAGACACAGCUGAAACAGAUUUGCAGCACGUCUGAGAUUUCACGUUUACAACUUAACCAGACAUUUGCAUGGAGGUCAUCUUCUUGGA